AAAAUGGAAAGAGGGAAAACACUUUGGCUGUGUUAUGUAUGCAAUGCAUUAACAGUUGUGUUUUGUAGGGUAGAAUUGAUUAUGGGGAGAAGAGAUAAGAGUGUAGGAACAGGGAACUAAAGAAGGACCAGUACAACCACAACUGCCAGGUUCAGGGGUUCCUUGGAGUAGCAUUAAAGACACUGUUCCAGAUCUUCCCUCACACAUCACCACCACCACCACCCAAAUCACAAUUCUUCACAAAUUUAUGCAAUCGAAUGGAACCAAACAACUUUUAUAAGAGGAAACAUGCAUUCCUGUCUUUAUGACCUUUUAGCUCGGACAAGGAAAAAACAAAUGGCUUCUGCUUCUGACCAUUUUUCUAUCUUCUUCAUCAUCACCCUUUUCCUCCUCCUGUCAUCACACAUUUUUACUGUCGCGGAUUCUCUUUUCAAUGCAGUCGGAAGCUUCCAACUUCAUGCCCUACCAGAUAUGCAUUUCAUUGAAGGGAAUGAUGAAAACCAGAUUAAGAAAAUCUCAGGACUCGAUGAGAAUGAAAAGAAGCAAGCUUUCAUAGUGGACAAGUUUAGAUCCUUGCUUGGACUAAAGACUUUCCACACCAAAGUACCACCUAAUGGUGAUUUCGACUUUCUCUCUCCCUCACCUUCUCCAUCUCCCCUCAUUGAAGAUGCUCAGGCUUCAGCCCCUUCUCCUUCUCCACUUCCACACGUGCACUCUCAUUCCCAUCAUCCACGGCAACGCACGAAUCCACCGCUUCACCAAACUCAUCAUGAAGAUAGAGGCAGGGCCAAAAUAAUACUAAUAGCUGUUCUUGUAUCUGCUGGUGUUGCUACAUUGAUUGGUGCUUGUGGAUUAUUCUUGUUGUGGAGGAAAUUCUCAAGUCACAAAAAGAAACCCAAAAGGACAAUGCCACUCUGUAGCAAGAGCAAGGGAAGUGGAGGUUCUUAUCAAAGUUCAUCCAGCAAGGUGAGUUUAAACUCUGGACUAGAUCUGUUUUAUCUUAAUGCUUUGGGCGAGGACGUUGAGCAACACGGUUGCACCUUGAAAAAAACUUGCAAGGAUGGUGUAGAGUAUGAUAAUGUUAGCGGUUCUUUCACCAAGGAAAUUGCAUCUGUUCAUGAAGAUGCAGACUCAGAAAAGGGUGAAACUGAAUCUGAUGGCGACAACUCUUCUGGGGAUAAGAUUAUCCCUGAAGAUUGUCAUUCUUCAGACGAUGAAAGCUUCCAUUCCUUCGUUGAUUCUCAUUCCAAUAAUAGACUUUCCAAUGCUUCACCUUGUAAUCUUAGUGACACAAACUCUCUGUCACGUCAAAAUUCAAGUUCAUUACUGAACCAAUUUCUUAGCUCUCCAUCACACAACUCGAUCCCAAAUACACAAUCUCACCAACCAUCAAGUAGUACAAAACAUGAGGAGCAAGAGACUGAGACCACUCACCAAUGUUCAAAAACAUUUACUCCCCCUCCACCACCACCACCACCACCUCCUCCUCCUCCACCAUUGCAAAUGCCAUUGUUUUCUUUGCAUUCUCUCACUUCUUCCUCUAGAGUCUCUUCUCAUUCCCCACUUUCUUUGACAUCUAACAAUUUAUCAUCUCCGGUAAAUUCAGACACUUUCUCAGGUUCAAAUCAAAGUCCGGAAAAGGAGUUGCCUUCCACACCUGAACCUUACCCUACACAUUCUCCUCCCAACAUCCCCCCACCACCAUGCCCACCUCCAUUUCUCAAAGGCAAUAGUAACAAUGCCAAAACCCCACCUCCUCCUCCACCGUCUCAACUCCCCCAAUUCACCCCACUUGGUAAAGAUGGUGCACCAUUGCCAAAACUAAAACCACUUCACUGGGACAAAGUAAGAGCCGCACCAAAUCGCACAAUGGUUUGGGAUAAACUGCGAUCGAGCUCAUUCGAGUUGGAUGAGGAAAUGAUCGAGUCUCUUUUUGGUUACAACUUGCAAAAUUCAAUUAAGAACGACGAAACAAAGAGUAAAACCCCGUCACCAGGCAAGCACGUACUUGAGCCAAAACGCCUGCAGAACAUAACUAUACUCUCAAAAGCUCUGAAUGCGACAGCAGAGCAUGUCUGCGAGGCCUUAAUGCAAGGGAAGGGGCUGUCUUUACCCCAACUAGAAGCACUAGUGAAGAUGGUACCCACCAAGGAAGAAGAAUCCAAGCUCUUCAAUUAUAAAGGUGACAUCAAUGAAUUGGGGUCCGCCGAAAGGUUCGUGAGAGCAAUGCUUGAUGUGCCAUAUGCCUUUCAAAGAGUAGAAGGCAUGCUUUUCAGAGAGACGUUUGACGAUGAAGUAGUUCACCUCAGGAACUCAUUUUCAAUGCUUGAGGAAGCAUGCAAGGAACUUCGAUCAAGCAGGUUAUUCUUGAAGCUACUAGAAGCAGUGCUCAAAACAGGAAACCGUAUGAACGUUGGAACAAUCAGAGGAGGUGCUAGAGCAUUUAAACUAGAUGCCCUUCUCAAGCUUGCAGAUGUUAAGGGAACUGAUGGGAAAACCACAUUGCUCCAUUUUGUUGUUCAGGAGAUUGUUCGUUCGGAAGGAGUAAGAGUUUCAGAUAGCAUUAUGGGAAAAAUCAGCCAGAGAAGUAAGAACAGAACGGAGGAAGAGAAGGAAGAAGAUUACAAAAGAAUGGGAUUAGAACUUGUUUCUGGUCUCAGCACUGAGUUAUACAACGUGAAGAAAACAGCCACAAUAGACUUGGAUGUUCUUGCAAGCUCUGUGUCGAAUCUAUCAGAAGGUAUGAAAAAGCUGCAACAUAUAGUGGAAAAGGAACUGCAUAAAGAUGAGAGAAGCAUUAACUUUGUACAGUGUAUGAAGUCAUUUCUGAAGUAUGCUGAUGCAAACUUGAAAGAGUUACGAGGAGAUGAAAAUAAAGUAUUGGUACGUGUGAAAGAAAUCACGGAAUAUUUUCAUGGGGAUGUGAGCAAAGAAGAUGCAAAUCCUUUGAGGAUAUUUGUGAUUGUUAGAGAUUUUCUGGGGAUGUUAGAUAAUGUGUGUAAAGAACUUAGAAAGUCUAAAGCUCCACGUAGUCCAAAUCCUCUUGCAAUGCUCCCUUUAGAUAGAUCAUAGAUUAGAAUUAAACACUGUCUCGUGUGUUCAUAGGAAAUGAAAAAUUUUAAACAGAGUGUAACUUUAUUUUUGUUUUUAUGCAGUUUUGGAGUAUCUGGAUUUUGUAUUCA
Vigna radiata var. radiata (mung bean) is the source of this 3182-nucleotide messenger RNA. RefSeq names its product formin-like protein 11. Gene Ontology annotation, biological process: actin cytoskeleton organization; actin nucleation. The coding region runs from base 289 to 3072 and encodes 927 amino acids. Lineage: Eukaryota; Viridiplantae; Streptophyta; Magnoliopsida; Fabales; Fabaceae. Gene Ontology annotation, molecular function: actin filament binding. The record is from RefSeq and is a predicted model, not a curated record. The transcript has 4 exons.